Molecule: messenger RNA, 1405 nt
Organism: Leptopilina boulardi
Lineage: Eukaryota; Metazoa; Arthropoda; Insecta; Hymenoptera; Figitidae
Gene: Rpt4
Product: 26S proteasome regulatory subunit 10B
Exons: 7
Coding region: 58-1239 (393 amino acids)
Biological process (GO): positive regulation of RNA polymerase II transcription preinitiation complex assembly
Cellular component (GO): cytosolic proteasome complex; proteasome regulatory particle, base subcomplex
Molecular function (GO): ATP hydrolysis activity; ATP binding; proteasome-activating activity
Source: RefSeq, a predicted model, not a curated record
AGUCCACAAUCUAUAAAGUAUUUAUUCAUAGAUCGUUAUACAGCAAAAUAAGUAAAAAUGGCGGCCGCAGUGGAUUCUGUUAGAGAAAAAGCCCUUCAAGAUUAUAGAAAAAAGUUAUUAGAGCACAAAGAAGUUGAGUCUCGUCUCAAGGAGAUGCGAGAGCAUCUCAAAGAUCUUACAAAGCAGUAUGACAAAUCAGAAAAUGAUUUAAAAGCCUUACAAAGUGUUGGUCAGAUUGUUGGAGAAGUUUUAAAACAACUCACGGAAGAAAAAUUUAUUGUAAAAGCUACAAAUGGACCACGUUAUGUUGUUGGAUGUAGACGUCAAUUGGAUAAAAAUAAACUUAAAUCUGGAACUCGAGUUGCUCUUGACAUGACGACACUCACAAUAAUGCGUUAUUUACCCCGUGAAGUGGAUCCUCUCGUUUAUAAUAUGUCUCACGAAGAUCCAGGUGACGUGACAUAUUCCGCAAUUGGCGGUUUAAGCGAGCAAAUUCGUGAAUUACGCGAGGUAAUUGAAUUACCACUUUUAAAUCCUGAACUUUUCCAAAGAGUAGGAAUUACACCACCCAAGGGUUGUUUGCUUUAUGGUCCGCCAGGAACGGGAAAAACAUUACUCGCCCGAGCUGUGGCAAGUCAAUUGGAUGCAAAUUUUUUAAAAGUCGUUUCCAGUGCAAUUGUCGACAAAUAUAUUGGCGAAUCGGCCCGAUUAAUUAGAGAAAUGUUCAAUUAUGCACGUGAUCAUCAGCCGUGUAUUAUAUUUAUGGAUGAAAUUGACGCGAUUGGUGGACGUAGAUUUUCCGAAGGUACAAGUGCCGAUCGUGAAAUACAACGAACACUCAUGGAAUUGUUGAAUCAAAUGGAUGGUUUCGAUUCUUUGGGACAAGUGAAAAUGAUAAUGGCAACGAAUCGACCUGACACUUUGGAUCCCGCUCUUCUACGACCUGGAAGACUCGAUCGAAAAAUAGAAAUUCCACUGCCCAAUGAACAAGCAAGAUUGGAAAUUUUGAAAAUUCACGCUUGUCCCAUAGCUAAACAUGGAGAUAUUGAUUAUGAGGCUGUAGUAAAACUAUCUGACGGUUUUAAUGGCGCUGAUUUAAGAAACGUAUGCACAGAAGCAGGUUUAUUUGCAAUUCGUCUUGAACGUGAAUAUGUAGUGCAAGAAGACUUUAUGAAAGCGGUGAGAAAAGUAUCCGAUAAUAAGAAACUCGAAUCUAAAUUGGACUACAAGCCAGUGUGAAAUUACUGAAAAAAAAAAAUUGUCGUUACAUUAAAAAUAAAAUUAAUUUCUCCUGUAACUGCGACAAAACUAACUCUACAAUAACUUUUAUAAAUACAAUUGUAAGUAAUAACAAAAAGGCUUAUACAAUUAUACACAUUUAAUUUAUAAACAGUCUUUAAUCUAA